This is a messenger RNA of Peniophora sp. CBMAI 1063, 3738 nucleotides long. NCBI's taxonomy places the organism in Eukaryota, Fungi, Basidiomycota, Agaricomycetes, Russulales, Peniophoraceae. The record is from the annotation of a GenBank genome assembly.
AUGUCAAUGGACGCAGCCGAGUUCCAGAGACGCCACAACUUGGAGGGUGCCCCGGACCCGUUCCCGUCGCUCAACGACCCGACUCCGCGCAAGAGCAAGGCGCCCGCGAACGCCCAGGCGCCGUCGGCCGACAGCGAGGAAGCGUUCCCGUCCCUCGCGCCGGCCUCGCGCCCGGCUUCGCAGGCCAGCUCCUGGGCUCCUCGCAUCGCGCGCGCGGCCGCGCCGGUUGUGCCCCAGGUCACGGAGAGUUUCACGCUCGGUGCGAUCGAUCUGAGCUCGGCCGGCAAGGACGGCAAGCCCGCUACGCUCGGCGAGGUCAUCAAGGGCGUCCUGGCCAAGCACAAGGGCGUCAAGAUCGAGGCCGGCUCCAACCAGCGCGCGCGCCAGACGACGUUCAAUCUCAAGGCUGAGAACAGGAAGGAACUUGAGAAGGCCAAGCGGGCGCUGCUCGCUGGUCUCAGCCCUACGGUCACUCUCACGGUCAACGCGCCUCAAUCUACGAUCCCGUCAAUCAUCGGUCCAAAGGGUGCCAACCUCAAGGAGAUCCGCGACAAGAUCAACGUCCGCAUCGACAUCCCCCGUCGCGACAACCUCGCUCCCGGCAACGGCCAUGCUAACGGUCACGCUCGCUCCGGCGCUGCUACUCCCAUCGACGAGGAUGAGGAUGAGCCCACUAUCCCGAUCAGCAUCUCUGGCGCCCAGCCGCUCGCUGAAGAGGCCGCGGACAUCCUCAGGUCUAUCAUCGCUUCCAAGACGGCCAAGACUACCCAGCGCGUCCGUGACAUCCCGGUUCACAUUGUUCCCUUCGUCAAGGCUCGCCGUGCCGCCUACGUCCAGGCUGCCGGUGGUGCGGAUGUCCAGCUCUCCCUGAACAGUGCCGAGCGCGAGUUCAGCGCGACCGGUGACCGCGAGGGCGUUACCCGCGUCAUCGAGGCCGUCAAGAGCGUCGUUGCGCAGACUCAGGCUCAAAUUACGUCUGUCAAGAUCCAGCUCCCCAAGCGCCAGCACCGUCUUCUUGUUGGAAAGGCCGUCGACGAGAUCAUGACCGAGUCUCACUGCUCCGUUACGGUCCCCUCGCCUGAGGACGCGAACGAGGAGGUCACCGUCUACGGUCGCGCCGAGGAGGUCGGCAAUGGUCUCACCGCCGUCAUGGCCAAGGCGAACUCGCAGUACAUCCAUGAGUUCCCGCUUCCCGGUCCUAUCUCGCUCUCUCGCCAGCUUCUCACCUACAUCGUUCGCACCGGCUACACCAAGUCGCUUCAGGCUUCACACCCCGGCGUCACCGUCUUCACUCCUUCGCUCAAGAGCACCGCCGCUACGCUCAAUAUCGAUCUUGUUGGCGAGAAGGGUGCCGUCGAUGGUGCGGUACGCCAGGUCUCCGGUCUUAUGGGCAAGAUGAUUGGCGCCGUCAAGGAGGUUCAGGCAGACUGGCUCGUGCACAAGCUAAUCCAGGCCAAGCACGCGAAGAAGAUCAAGGCUUUCCACGACACGAACAACGUCCUGCUGCUCUUCCCGCCCGAGUCGGAGGAGACGAGCGCGAUUCUCCUCGUCUACGACCCUACUUCACCGAACGCGUCGCCCUCUCCCGUUGAGAAGGCGAAGCAGCUUGAGGAUGUCGAGAAGGAGGUUACCAAGUGGGUGCGCGACGCUGCGGAUGUCAAGACCGUUGAGGUCCCGGUCGAGCGCAAGUGGCACGACGCCGUGACGGGUCCGAAUGGCACGACGCUCAACGCGCUCAUUGGCGAGGAGCGGGCCUUGUCCAUCAAGGUCGGCGGCGAGUCCGGACAUGCCGAUGUCAUCAUCGUUCGCGGUGCGAGCGGCGAUGUCGACCGCGCUGUCAAGGAGAUCCAGACUAUCGUCAAGGACGCUGAGGAGGACAAGAUUCUCAGUGGCUACUCGGUCGAGUUCGAGAUUGACCGCGAGUAUGUUGCCCGUAUCGUUGGUGCUCAGGGAUCGGCUGUCAACAAGCUCCGCGAUACGCUUGGUGUCAAGGUUGAUUUCGAUGAUGGCGACGACGGCAAAAAGAAAAAGGCCAAGACGCACACCAAGAUCACCGGUCGCAAGGAGAACGUUGAGGAGGCCAAGCGUCGCAUCCUCGCUCAGGUUGAGAAGUUCGCGGACGAGGCGCAGGAGACGCUCAAGAUUCCCGUCCAAUACCACGCAGGUCUCAUUGGCGAGAAGGGCAAGUACGUCAUCCGUCUCGAGGAGAAGUACGGUGUCAAGAUCACCUUCCCGCGCGAGUCUGGCGAGGCCGGCGAGGGCGGCCGUACCCGCGAGACGCUCAAGGCCGACGAGGUGCUCAUCAAGGGUGGCCGCAAGGGUGUCUCGCACGCGAAGUCCGAGCUGCUCGAUGCUGUCGAGUUCGAGAAGGAGAAUAACAACGUCGCCAAGUUCACCAUCCCGAGCAAGGCGAUCCCGCGCAUCCUCGGCAAGUCGGGCGCGACGAUCAACGAGAUCAAGGACGAGUCUGGCGCUAUCAUCGACCUGGACAAGAGCGAAGAGGCGUCCGGCACUGCGGGCAUUACUCUUCGUGGUUCAAAGACGGCGAUUGCGACGGCGAAAAAGGCUAUCUUGGCCAUUGCUGAGCAGGCGGCGGAUGAGAUCACGGUUACUCUGAACAUCGAAGCGCGCUUCCACCGCUCGCUCAUCGGCCCCGGCGGUUCGGGUCUGAAGGAGCUCAUCACGCGCUGCGGUGGGCCGUCGGAGCCCAGGGCGCAGGCUGGUCUUGUACGCUUCCCGCGUCAGGGUGAAGAGCCGAACGACGAGGUUCGCCUCCGCGGUGACAAGAAGGUUGUCGAGAAGCUCCGCACAGAGAUGGAGAAGAUCGUGGGCGAGCUCAAGGACCGCGUCACCCUCGGUGUUGCAAUCCCGGCCUCGGCGCACCGCGCGCUCAUCGGCCGUGGCGGUCGCAACCUGACCGACUUCCAGGCCAAGCACGGCGUGCAGGUUCAGUACCCCGGCUCUCACGCAUACAACUCUGCGGGCACGCCGGAGAACGCGGACGAGCUUGCGGAUGUGCCGCGUGAGGAUCUUGUCAAGAUCUCUGGCUCGCGCGCGAACAUCGAGGCGGCUAUUGAGGACCUGAAGGCUACCGCGAAAUCCGCUGCUCCCGAGGGCGUCACGGACACCGUCACCGUCCAGCUCAAGUACCACCACGCUAUCACUCAGCAGGGCAACCUCUUCCGCACCCUGCGUACGUUCGGUGUCCACACGGACGAGUCUGCGCGGCCGUCCAAGUCUGCUGUACCGCCUCGUCCUUCAAACGGCAGCGCUGCACCCGCUGCGCGCAUCGACGACACGGAGGAGGCAGCACCGGGCAUACAGUGGGAGACGGCGGAGAAUUAUGCCGACGCUGAGGAUGGCGAGGCAACGUGGACCCUCAAGGCGCGCGACGAGGCCGGACUGGAGCGCGCGAAGAAGUUGAUCGCGGAGGCGCAGGCCAAGGCGGAGCGUAUGAGCCACGUCGGCUUCCUCACUCUGCCCGACCGCACGAGCUUCCCGCGUAUCGUCGGCUCCAAGGGCGCGAAUAUCGCGCGCAUGCACGGCGAGACGGGCGCGGACAUCACUGUUGGCCGCGAUGAUAACACGAUUGUUAUUAUGGGUACUGAGACGGCUAUUGAGGAGGCUAAGGAUGCUAUCUUGCGCAUUGUGAAUGAUGCGUCGACGGGUGCGCCGAGGGGCGAGCGUCGUGGUGGAAGGGGACGGGGACGUGGUGUUGACCGCGACCGCGAGUAUUGA